AUGAGACACAUCAGUGUCAUCCGAACGCAUUGCCAGAGGCCUGAAAUCACAUUCGCAGUAUCUCCAGACGUUACUCCAACAAUUAUCACCCUCGUCACCAGAUACCCGUCAGCUGCAUCUCCUGCCAAAAAGCUGAAACCGAGAAUUGUGGUUAAAAAGAAGACGAAAAGCGCCUUCAUUGAGGUCCUCCUGCUGGUCAGGUUUGUAACUGCGCGUGUGUGUGUGUGUGUGUGUGUGUGUUUGAUCUGUCAGGAUCUGGAGUGUAACGUGUCUCUGGUUGAUGACAACAGGCAGGAGUGGGUCUUCACGCUCUACGACUUCGACAACAGCGGAAGAGUCACAAAGGAGGACAUGUCCAGUUUGAUGCACACUGUCUAUGACGUGGUGGACGCCUCUGUCAAUCACUCGUGUAACGGCAAACGAAAGACCCUUCGAGUGAAGCUGACGGUCACUCCUGAACCCAGAGCUCGCAGGAGAGACACGACACACACCGGGAACGACAAUCGCUUGAGUCGCAUCGAGUCGGUUCACGCAGAGGACACACACAUCAGAGGUCAGAACCAGUACUGUGUGGACGAGAACACAGAGAGACGAAACCAUUACCUGGAUCUGGCGGGAAUAGAGAACUACAGCUCCAGAUUUGACAAUACCUCUCCUCCUGCGGCUCAGCAAGAGCAGCCGUCACGGUCUUCACACGAUCAGAGCCGUUCUCGUUCCCACGAGCCCGAGACUCACGCCCAUCAGCGGCGGUCUCAGGUCCUCUCUCACCCCUGCGCGGCCCCGGAUCCCCGCGUGCGCGCCGGGCCCCAGUCCAUCAGAUCCCCCAGGAGCACCUCCAAAGGCGGCCAGUCUGCGGCCAAAACCAGCAAGUGCCACGGCUUCUAUCCGGCGGAUGUGUACCAUCUCGCCCAGCAGAGCCAGCCUCAGCCCUCGACGGGUCUCCAGCACAGCCACAGCAAGAGAUCGAGAGCCAGAGCCAGAGAACAGGCGCUGUCGCCCUCCAAACACACCCAACCACAGCAGCCCUCGCCCGUCAGCGAACUGCUGCCUGUGGUCCAGCGACACGAACACCAUCAUCAUCACGAACACCAUCAUCAUCACCACUACCACCAGACGUGAUGGUAC
Sinocyclocheilus grahami is the source of this 1125-nucleotide messenger RNA. Its product is annotated as protein naked cuticle homolog 2-like. Gene Ontology annotation, cellular component: cytoplasm. NCBI's taxonomy places the organism in Eukaryota, Metazoa, Chordata, Actinopteri, Cypriniformes, Cyprinidae. The record is from RefSeq and is a predicted model, not a curated record. Gene Ontology annotation, molecular function: calcium ion binding. Gene Ontology annotation, biological process: negative regulation of Wnt signaling pathway. The transcript is spliced from 6 exons. Bases 1 to 1119 code for a protein of 372 amino acids.